Molecule: messenger RNA, 249 nt
Organism: Protopolystoma xenopodis
Lineage: Eukaryota; Metazoa; Platyhelminthes; Monogenea; Polystomatidea; Polystomatidae
Source: the annotation of a GenBank genome assembly
AUGGCCAACAACACUUGUAUGCAGAAUGCAUCCUGUCGAAUGGUGUUCUUACUUUCAAGCAUAUACAACAGUCUGUUGCCGGAUGAGCUGGCUCGGCUGCAUCGCCUUCCCACAUACCACCUGAAGCACUUGACGUGGGUCCAGAGCCAAGGCCUACCAGCGGGUUCUGGCCGAGUUGUCGGCACUCGUGAAUGCUGGUGGCCGACCGCACCGACCAAUCGGGAGGUGGGUGAUAAAAGGGGAAAUUAG